Messenger RNA from Ipomoea triloba (trilobed morning glory), 1083 nucleotides. RefSeq lists its product as uncharacterized. NCBI's taxonomy places the organism in Eukaryota, Viridiplantae, Streptophyta, Magnoliopsida, Solanales, Convolvulaceae. Bases 1 to 1083 code for a protein of 360 amino acids. The record is from RefSeq and is a predicted model, not a curated record. The transcript is spliced from 11 exons.
AUGAAGAUAGGGUUUUGCAUAAAGUUACCAGAGGCAUGGCUGCAGAUACUUCUUUCCUUCUGCAGUGUCCUGAUUGGAUUCCAUAUCGGCUCGUGCCUUCAGAGAGCAAACAAGGUUGAUGUCUUGAAACUUGUGGCCUUAUCAGAAGAUCAUACUCCAAAAUGCUUACCUGCAGCUUUCAAAGCAGAUAACAUACCUAAAAUAUUCGCCACAACAAAUCCCCGCGGUGCAGAAAGAUUGCCCCCUGGCAUUGUGCAGCCUUAUUCGAAUUUCAAUCUCAAUAAUAGUGGUGCAGAAAAGGCUAAGUACCUACUGACAGUAACAGCUGGAAUGGAACAAAAAGACACAGUUAACAAGAUUGUCUCUAAGUUCUCUGAAAAUUUUGCAAUUGUGUUAUUCCAUUAUGAUGGAAGGGCGAGCGAAUGGGAUGAAUUUGAAUGGUCGAAUCGCGCCAUUCAUGUCAGUGCCAGAAAACAAACCAAAUGGUGGUAUGCGAAACGCUUUCUCCACCCGGGCAUUGUAGCCCAAUAUGACUACAUAUUUAUCUGGGAUGAAGAUCUUGGGGUGGAACACUUCAAUGCAGAUAGGUACAUUGGGCUGGUCAGGAAACAUGGAUUGGAGAUAUCACAGCCUGCAAUUGUAUCACAGAAAGGCUUGACAUGGCUGAUGACAAAGAAGAGGCACAACGUUGAAGUACAUAGGAGGGUGAAGGAAGCAUGGCCUGGCCAGUGCCCUGACCCAAAUAAGCCUCCCUGUGCAGGGUUUGUGGAGAUCAUGGCACCAGUUUUCUCCAGAGAAUCAUGGAGCUGUGUUUGGAACUUGAUUCAGAAUGACUUGGUGCAUGGAUGGGGUCUUGAUUUUGCCCUGUGGAGAUGUGUAGAAAAUGCACAUGAGAAGAUCGGAGUUGUAGAUGAUCAAUGGAUAGAGCAUUUGGUCCUACCCUCACUUGGAAACCAGGGAGAGUCCAUAAAUGGAAAGCAACCCUGGGAAGGGGUCCGAGCAAGGUGCUUCAAGGAAUGGAAAGAAUUUGAAAGGAGGAUGGAGCAAGCAAAAAAGAAUCAGUCCAGGUGGAGAUCACAUUAG